Messenger RNA from Fraxinus pennsylvanica, 1377 nucleotides. The record is from the annotation of a GenBank genome assembly. NCBI's taxonomy places the organism in Eukaryota, Viridiplantae, Streptophyta, Magnoliopsida, Lamiales, Oleaceae.
AUGGAUCAUGUGAUUGGAGGAAAGUUUAAGCUACGGAGAAAAAUUGGCAGUGGAUCUUUUGGAGAGCUUUAUUUGGGAGUAAAUAUACAAACAGGAGAAGAAGUUGCUGUGAAGCUGGAAUCUGUUAAAACUAAGCACCCACAGCUUCACUAUGAAUCAAAGUUAUAUAUGCUUCUUCAGGGAGGAACUGGAAUUCCCCAUCUCAAAUGGUUUGGAGUUGAAGGCGAAUACAAUUGCAUGGCUAUUGAUCUUCUAGGGCCAAGCUUAGAAGAUUUGUUUAACUAUUGCAAUAGAAAGUUCACAUUGAAAACAGUUCUAAUGCUUGCUGAUCAGUCAAUUAAUAGGGUUGAGUACAUGCACUCUAGAGGCUUUCUUCACCGUGAUAUAAAGCCUGAUAAUUUCUUAAUGGGUUUGGGGCGAAAAGCAAAUCAGGUAUAUAUCAUUGACUAUGGACUUGCAAAGAAGUACAGAGAUCUUCAAACUCAUAAGCAUAUACCAUACAGGGAAAAUAAAAAUCUCACAGGCACAGCUCGUUAUGCAAGCGUUAACACUCAUCUUGGAGUAGAGCAAAGCAGAAGGGAUGAUCUGGAAUCUCUUGGCUACGUGCUUAUGUAUUUUCUCAGGGGAAGCCUUCCCUGGCAGGGCUUGAAAGCCGGCACUAAGAAGCAGAAAUACGACAGAAUUAGUGAGAAGAAAAUGCACACACCUAUAGAAGUGCUUUGCAAAUCGUAUCCAUCAGAGUUCAUAUCAUAUUUCCAUUAUUGUCGAUCGUUGCGGUUUGAGGACAAGCCUGAUUAUUCAUACCUGAAGAGACUUUUUCGUGAUCUAUUUAUUCGAGAAGGUUAUCAGUUUGACUAUGUAUUUGACUGGACUAUGUUGAAGUAUCCGCAAAUCGGAUCCAGUUCUAGAAAGUUACCUUUAAACCCUGGACCGUCAGCUGAAAGAGUAGAAAAGGCUCCAGUGAGACAAGAAAUUCGAGACAGAUUCUCAGGUGCAGCGGUGGAGGCAUUUGCAAAAAGAAAUGGUUCGACUGCAGGCUUGCAUGGGGAUCCGUUGAGGCACAGAUCUUCGGAAGGUCUACCGUCAUCAAAAGAUGUGCAAAAUGACUCUAAAAAGGGGCGCUUGUCCAGUACUGAUAGUACUUCGAAGAGGGUCGUAAUGUCAAGCACCCGCCCAAGCUCGUCUGGGGAACACAAUGAAAAUCGUCAUUCUCGGCUGGGCACAGGAAGUGGUCGUUUAUCGACUACCCAAAGAUUACAACCUGGAUUUGAGUCCAAAUCAUCUUCUUUUACUCGUGCAGCAGCCACAAGAGGUAGCCGUGAUGAUACCCUUCGAAGCUUUGAUCUUCUAACAAUUGGAACAGGGAAAAUAAAAUAA